Messenger RNA from Emiliania huxleyi CCMP1516, 549 nucleotides. RefSeq lists its product as hypothetical. Gene Ontology annotation, cellular component: chloroplast. Gene Ontology annotation, molecular function: peptidyl-prolyl cis-trans isomerase activity. The transcript has a single exon. Lineage: Eukaryota; Haptophyta; Isochrysidales; Noelaerhabdaceae. The record is from RefSeq and is a predicted model, not a curated record. The annotation marks the transcript as partial.
GAUCGAGUGGUCCUCCCAUCAGGCAUGAUGCUCGUCGCACUCUGCUUGCCUGCCUUGCCGCUGCCAACACAGCGAGGGCAGACCUUCUCCCGACGCCUCGCCAUCGCCGUUCUGCCUCUUCCGGUUGUUCCUGUGGCGCUUGCAGGCGAUGCACUCGCAGCGUCCCCGCCGCUCCGCUACACGAGCGCGUCGAGUGGAUUGCAGUGGGUCGAUUUGCGCCAAGGUUCUGGCAACGCGCCGAGAAGGGGUGAUGAAGUGAGUGUACAUUAUAUCAUGACCCGCAGGGGCGGAGCAAAGGUGCACUCGACCCGCGAGGCCGGCGAGCCCUUCUCUUGGACGCUGGGGGACGGGUCGGUCAUUGAGGGGCUAGAGCUCGCUGUCGGAGGCGGCGGCGGCCUGCCUCCAAUGCUGGUCGGCGGCGCGCGCCGCGUGAUUGUUCCGAUGGCACGCGGUUAUGGCUCGCAAACGGGCGGGCCUUCCAGGGCCAAGGAGGCGCAGCAGGACCGGCUCUGGGCGACAGACGUGCGCGACUUGGGGCCGGUGCGCGCG